Messenger RNA from Pestalotiopsis fici W106-1, 1002 nucleotides. RefSeq lists its product as uncharacterized. Gene Ontology annotation, molecular function: oxidoreductase activity. The record is from RefSeq and is a predicted model, not a curated record. The coding region runs from base 1 to 1002 and encodes 333 amino acids. The transcript is spliced from 2 exons. Lineage: Eukaryota; Fungi; Ascomycota; Sordariomycetes; Amphisphaeriales; Sporocadaceae.
AUGUCAACCCGGUUCGCGCUAAAAUGCGCCAAAGAGUCGGCGGGCACGAUCCCACUGCCCAACAUCUGCAUAGGCACGUGGGCUUGGGGAGAUAACAUGACGUGGUCCAACGCGGGCCCAGAGGCGCGGGCUCUGCUCGACGGAGCCUGGGAGGCGAUGCAGAAGCGCGGUCUCUACUUUGUCGACACGGCCGAGGCCUACGGCCGCGGCGAGUCGGAGCGCAUCAUUCGGCAGCUGCGCGACGGCAACUCGGACGCGGCGUUCAAGGCCCAGCUCGUCAUUGCGAGCAAGUACCUGCCGCUGCCGUGGCCGCCGACCAAGAUCAUGAUGCCCUCGGGCCUGGUCAACAGCUGCCGCCAGAGCCUCGAGCGCCUCGGCAGCGAGUCCAUGGACCUCUAUCAGAUCCACGGACCCGUGCACUUUCUCAACUCGAUUGAUUCCAUGGCCGGGGCGCUGGCCCAGUGCGUCGAGCUCGGCCUCACCCGGGCCGUGGGUGUGAGUAACUAUAGCAAGGACGAGAUGAUCAAGAUGGACGAGGCCCUCAAGAAGAGAGGCCUCCGACUUGCUAGCAAUCAAGUCGAGUUCUCCCUGCUGCGGACGCUGCCCGAGAAGAGCGGGCUACUAGACGAGUGCAAGAAGAGAGGAAUCGUGCUCAUGGCCUACAGUCCCCUUGGCAUGGGCCGUCUGACUGGCAAAUACACGGCAGAAAACCCGCCGCCUUCGGGGCGCAGAUUCAGCAACUAUCCCAUGACGCAGCUGAGCCCACUGCUCGACGCUCUGCACAAGGUCGCCAAGGCCCACGACGUCAAGCCCAGCGCCGUCGCCCUCAAGUGGGUGGUGCAAAAGGGCGCCAUCCCCCUCGGAGGCGUCAAGAACGCGACGCAGGCCGAAGAGAAUGCGCGCGCCGCCACGGACGAGUGGUUGCUCACGGAGCAGGAAAUGAGCGAGCUGGAAGAGCACUCGAUUGUCGGCACGACGAGCUCCUUGUGGCAGCACGGCUAA